UAUUAGCAUCGUUAGCAUCGUUAGCUCAGCUUGUGAAAACUCUGUCGGUUUGUGUAAUAAAGAUGUCUGUUUCUCCAGCAGUCACGACUUUAUGUGAGAAUUCAGAUGAAGUCUUCCUGGACGCGGCGAAGCUGUUACUGACGUACUCUGAUAAUAUCAUGAGGUUUCCCAAUGAGGAAAAGUACAGAUCGAUCCGCAUCGGAAACCCCACGUUCUCCACCAAGCUGCUGCCCAUCAAAGGAGCCGUGGAGUGCCUCUUUGAGAUGGGGUUUGAAGAGGCUGAGACCCACCUGGUGUUCCCCAGGUCUGCAUCAGUGAAUCAGAUGAAGCUCAUCAGGGACUCCAUAGCAGCAGAAAGAGACCGGAGGCUGGGGGGGAGGCAGGCUGCAUCUCCCAUUACUCCCACUACUCCCACUUUACCCACUACCUCUCCCAUUACUCCCACUACUCCCACUUUACCCACUACCUCUCCCACUACUCCCACUUUACCCACUACCUCUCCCACUACUCCCAGCUCAGCCUCAGCUCCAGUGAUCUCUGCACCUCCUCCACCACAGCCUUCCUCCCUGGAGAACAGUAUGAACUUCUUUGCCACCCUGCAGUCUAACUUCCAACACGUGCUGCUGUACGAGAACCUGGAUCUGCAGCAGAAAGCUCUGAGCUGCAUCCCUGAGGAGAGGCUGAGGUCUGAGGCAGAGAUCCAGCUGAGAGGGGCCAGAGAGGAGGAUCCAGAUUGUAAACUGGGCCUGGAGGACUUCCUGGUGCUGGAGCUGCUCAGAUGGUUCAAACAGGACUUCUUCUCCUGGGUGGACCACCUGCCGUGCAGCCGCUGCUCAGGAGCCACGCAGAACUCUAACCCUCUGCAGCCCUCUGCUGAGGAUCUACGCUGGGGGGCCCAGAGGGUCGAGAACCACUACUGUCACACCUGCAGGCUCUCCACCAGGUUCCCCAGAUACAACAAUCCUGAGAAGCUCCUGGAGACCAGGAGGGGGCGCUGUGGGGAGUGGGCCAACUGCUUCACUCUGUGCUGCAGAGCCAUGGGUCUGGAGGCCCGAUACAUCUGGGACAGCACAGAUCACGUGUGGACGGAGGUUUUCUCCACUUCUCAGCGCCGGUGGCUGCACUGCGACUCGUGUGAGAACGGCUGUGAUAAACCUCUGCUUUAUGAAGUGGGCUGGGGGAAGAAGCUGGCCUACAUCCUGGCUUUCUCCAAGGACCAGGUGGUGGAUGUGACCUGGAGAUAUUCCUGCAAACAUCCAGAGGUUUUGUCGAGGAGGAUGAAGGUCCAGGAGUCCUGGCUGCUGCACACCAUCCACAGGCUCAACACCUCGAGGCAGCAGUCCCUGAGUCCCGAGAGGAAGAAGGAUCUGACGGAGCGGCUGCUGGUGGAGCUCGUGGAGUUUCUGUCUCCAAAGAAACCAAAAUCAGGAGAGCUGGGAGGACGAAACUCUGGAUCUCUGGCCUGGAGGAGAGCCAGGGGGGAGACCAGGAAGACUGAUGCAGGGACCUCUACUGAGAUACAGGCUGCAGGUUUUGUGUUCACUCCGACGGAGAAGGAGAAGAUGCAGAAGUUGCUUCACGUGCGUUACUCUUCCUCCAGAGACGAGUACUGCCGUCUGUCCAACGACUCUGAGAGGAUCCAGAUCUGGGAUCAGUGUGUGUGGAGCAGGACGUCCGUCUGCAGGAAGGUGGAGGAGGACUGGCAGAUGGUGUACUUGGCUCGAACUGAAGGCUCCUCUUCGGGAAAAGUCAGCUGGAAGUUUGACUUUUCCUCUGCGGGGAUGAAGGUUUCUUCUGUCUCCAUCUCAGCUAAGAGUGAAACCUUCCACUCGGGGAGCGUCUGCUGGACCCUGCAGGCCGGAGAGAGAACUGCAGCGUUCACUGGAGAUGGGAAGAUGCAGGACCUCCCGAGUGUCUCCGGCUGCUCAGAGUUCAUCAUUGAAGCCGGACUCAGCGGAGGAGAGGAGGAAACAGCAUGGCAGCACUCUCAGAUCUUCAGGCAAAGCUUAAAGGAGACGGAGGAGCCUUCGUUUGAGAUCCUCGUACACUUAGAAGAUGCUUAACAGUUGUUUUUAUGGAUGGUAUCUAAAUGUGUGGGAUGAGGGGUUUGUAUCAUGACAAAACAGUGCAAUAUUUACAUGUGUGAGUCCUCCAGGAUGAGUAUAUAUGAAUGGAUGAUUGGUAGAUGAAUGACAAGAUCGCAGAGUAAAAACACUUUGACCAAAUAACCUGUAAAACAUGCAGUCCAGAAACACUGCAUGUAAAGGGUUUUAAACAUGUUAUAUUAGCCUUCACUAUAAAAGUAAUUUGUGAUGCACGGAGUCAGAGGAGUUUUCAUUUGAUAUUCUCGUCCACUUAGGAGAUAUUUAACAAUUGUUUUGCUUCUUGUUGGGAUAAUAGAUCUGUAGGGUGAGAAAUUGGUGCAAUAUUUAAAUGUGUGUAAGUCCAGGAUGAGUAGAUAUGAAUGAAUGAUUGACAGGAUUUUGUACCUUUCACAGAGUAAAGUCACACAUUAAACAUUGAUUUGACUAAAAGCAGAAUAACCGAUGACAUAUGUGGUCCGAAAACCCUGCAGAUAAAGAGUUUUAAACGUAAGAAAAGCUGUAGUUUUUGUUAAAUGUGCCUCCGUUUGUGAUGCAUGGAGACAAAGGAGUCUUCAUUUGAUAUCCUCGUCCACUUAGAAGAUAUUUAAGAGUUGUUUUACUAAUGUUAAACCUUAUUGGGUGCUUAAUUCGGAGCUAAUUGCUGGGAUGAUCGAUUUGUAUAAUGACAAUUAAGUGAAAUAUUUAAAAGCGUGUCAUCUUCCAGGGUGAUUAAUCCUGCAUGGCUGAUUGAUAAAUGAAUGACCAGGUGAAUUACAUAUUGAAGAGUAGGCUAAAGUCACAUAUUUUAAACAUUGAUUUGACUAGAGUUACCUAUGAGACACGCAGUUAAAAAUACACUGCAUGUAAUCAUAAAAAGCCAUAGUUUUGUCACAUUGUCCUUCCCUGUAAAAGUCAUCGGUGAUGCAUGGAGACAUUCCCUAGACGCCAGAUUUCCUGCUAUUAAUAAACUAAUUAUUGGUGUCAUUUAUGGCAUUUUGGCAUAGGCAUGCCUACUUAAAUCCAUGUGUACUAAUAUAAACUGAGUGUUGUUGUUGUUGUGGAGGAAAGGGAUGAAUGUUGGGGAAAUAUAUGAUGGGAUAAUAAACAUAUUUUUAAAGUAU
Trematomus bernacchii (emerald rockcod) is the source of this 3205-nucleotide messenger RNA. It is a transcript of the gene ngly1, whose product is annotated as N-glycanase 1. The record is from RefSeq and is a predicted model, not a curated record. The coding region runs from base 63 to 2063 and encodes 666 amino acids. Lineage: Eukaryota; Metazoa; Chordata; Actinopteri; Perciformes; Nototheniidae. Gene Ontology annotation, molecular function: peptide-N4-(N-acetyl-beta-glucosaminyl)asparagine amidase activity. The transcript is spliced from 12 exons. Gene Ontology annotation, biological process: protein deglycosylation; protein quality control for misfolded or incompletely synthesized proteins; glycoprotein catabolic process. Gene Ontology annotation, cellular component: cytoplasm; cytosol; nucleus.